This is a messenger RNA of Cannabis sativa, 712 nucleotides long. RefSeq lists its product as uncharacterized. NCBI's taxonomy places the organism in Eukaryota, Viridiplantae, Streptophyta, Magnoliopsida, Rosales, Cannabaceae. The record is from RefSeq and is a predicted model, not a curated record. The coding region runs from base 344 to 712 and encodes 122 amino acids. The transcript is spliced from 2 exons.
AUUUGGGAAAUUUGAUAAAUUAUGCUUAAAGAUUAGAGGUGGUGUUUAAUUAUACUACCCUUUUAAAAAUUUUAUAACUAUUCUCAUCUUUUAAUAGUGACCCCAAAAUACCCCUCUCCUCUAACCCAAAAAAUUUGCCUCUUCUCCCUCUCAUCUUCAUUCACGCACUCUCUCUCUCCUCUUCACGAUCUCUCUCUCUCUUUCACUCUCUCUCACUCUUCACGCACUCUCUCUCUCUCUUCACACACACUCCCUUUUUGUCACUGCCGCCGAUCGACCCUCUCCCGGCCGACUGCCACCUCCACCAUUUUCACCCUCAACCUCCACCUCACUCAACAAAGCAAUGGAUUCAUCUGUAUUUGUGCCUGUACUGUAUGAUGGCGUUUGGACUUUGGAGGGUUUGAACUGGGUAUUUGAUUCCUCAAAAAGUAGGACAUUGAUAUUGGACAUUGACUGUACACUGAAAAAGUUGCAUGAAGUUUUGCAUGAGGAGUUGGAGGUGGACCCCUUGGUGUUUGAAUUGAAGUUAGAAGUUCUUUACAUGUACAUGAAAGGCACUAAGUUUCCACCUGAGGUUUUAGUGAAAGAUAGUCAACUACGAGUGUUCUUGAGCAUGAAGGCAAAAAUGAGUGUGGACAACUUGUUGCCACUAUUUGUGACUAAGGUGAAGAAGAAUGUGAAUUUGGAGCGGACUCCGAAAUGUAACCCCUAG